Phacochoerus africanus (Common warthog) is the source of this 536-nucleotide messenger RNA. It is a transcript of the gene UTS2, whose product is annotated as urotensin 2. Bases 41 to 403 code for a protein of 120 amino acids. Gene Ontology annotation, cellular component: extracellular region. The transcript is spliced from 4 exons. The record is from RefSeq and is a predicted model, not a curated record. Gene Ontology annotation, biological process: regulation of blood pressure; blood vessel diameter maintenance. Lineage: Eukaryota; Metazoa; Chordata; Mammalia; Artiodactyla; Suidae. Gene Ontology annotation, molecular function: hormone activity.
AACAGAAGCCGGGAAGGAAGUGUCCUGCCUCCUGCCAGUCAUGUCCAAGCUGGUCCCCUGCUUGCUCCUCCUAGGAUGCUUAGAUCCCCUCUUUGCUCUUCCCGUCCCUGACUCCAGGAAAGAGCCCCUGCUCUUCUCAGCACCUGAAGAUGUCAGAUCAGCUUGGGACGAGCUGGAAAGAGCCUCCCUUCUUCGGAUGCUGCCAGAGACGCCAGGUGCAGAGGCAGGAGAGGAUCUUAGGAAAGCAGAUGCCGGAAUGGACAUUUACCCAAGAGGAGGAAUGAGAAAGGCUUUCUCUGGACAAGAUCCUAACAUUUUUCUGAGUCACCUUUUGGCCAGAAUCAAGAAACCAUACAAGAAACGUGGGCCCCCCUCUGAAUGCUUCUGGAAAUACUGUGUCUGAAGUCACCUCAACAACAACCAUCUUAGAAAAUGUAAAAAAAGUGCUUGACUUGACAGCAGUGCAGAUGAAAAACCAGGCAAACCCUACCCUGUUCAUUAUUAUCUGGAAAAUAAACCCUUUGUGUUUGGCAAGU